GAAUGACAGUUCAAAUCGGCCUCAAGAAAGUUUUGCCGAGUAAGGUUUCACUUCACUGAUAUUACUUUAUUUUCUACAUUUAUUGUAAACCGUUAAUAUGGACUACACUAAUAAGGAUUUCCCUAAACUUAAGAACGACAGAUUAUUAAGAGCUGCAUUAGGACAAGAAGUAGAUAAAGUUCCUGUGUGGGUUAUGCGGCAGGCCGGCAGGUAUUUGCCGGAGUUUCAGCAAGUCCGCGCGCAACACGAUUUCUUCACUGUCUGUCGGACACCAGAGCUCGCAUGCGAAGUGACUCUACAACCACUGAGGAGAUACGAACAUCUAGAUGCAUCCAUCGUCUUCAGUGACAUACUUGUUAUACCACAAGCUUUGGGCAUGACAGUGGAAAUGCACCCAGGAUUGGGUCCAGUUUUUCCUAAGCCCCUUGGUGGACCUUCAGAAAUUGAUCAAUUGCAAGAAGAGGGUGCGGUGUCCAGAUUAUUGUAUGUGGGCAAGGCGAUCACUCUUACAAGGCACAAAAUAGAAGGAAAAGUACCUUUAAUUGGAUUCACAGGUGCUCCGUUUACAUUAAUGGGAUACAUGAUUGAAGGAGGAGGUAGUAAGACCAUGUCUAAAACCAAGGAGUGGUUAGAGAACUACCCCAAGGAUGUUCAUAAACUCCUCAGCCUGCUGACGAGAGUCAUUAUUGAUUAUUUAAUCAUGCAGGUUGAAAGUGGAGCUCAAUUGCUACAGGUGUUCGAGUCCAGUGCCGACCAUCUCACAAGGCAACAAUUUAUUGAAUUCUCUGCGCCAUACUUGAAAGACAUUAGAAGUGGAGUGCUUCAAAAAAUCAAGGACAGGAAUUUGGAAAAUGUUCCAAUGACAGUGUUUGCAAAGGGAGGAGGACAUUCCUUAGAUGUACAAGCUAAACUAGGGUAUGAAACUCUCGGAUUAGACUGGACUGUAGACCCUAUAGAAGCCAGGAAGAUUGUUGGAGACAACAUCACGUUGCAAGGCAACCUUGACCCACAAGAUUUAUAUAAAUCUCCGGAGGAAAUCAGACAAAUGACGAUAGAUAUGGUACGAAAAUUCGGCAAGCACAGAUACAUUGCCAAUUUAGGCCACGGAAUAACCCCGCAGACUCCACUGGAGAGUAUGACGGCGUUUACUGAGGCUGUCCAUGAAGCACUUUAAAAUAAUACAUUAUUGUUGGAUUGCUUUAAGAUGAAG
Cydia splendana is the source of this 1210-nucleotide messenger RNA. It is a transcript of the gene Urod, whose product is annotated as uroporphyrinogen decarboxylase. The transcript is spliced from 7 exons. Bases 98 to 1174 code for a protein of 358 amino acids. Gene Ontology annotation, cellular component: cytosol. Lineage: Eukaryota; Metazoa; Arthropoda; Insecta; Lepidoptera; Tortricidae. The record is from RefSeq and is a predicted model, not a curated record. Gene Ontology annotation, molecular function: uroporphyrinogen decarboxylase activity. Gene Ontology annotation, biological process: heme biosynthetic process.